AUGCCUCCAAAACGCAAAUCAAGUGUAAUAUGGAAAGUUUUUAGUAAAAACGAGGCGAAAAACACAGUUCAGUGCAAGCUGUGUAAAAAUACUUUUAAGGAUUUUGGAAACACAACAAAUAUGUUAAAACUAAAAAAGGUUCAUCCUUUACGUUAUAGUACUUUAAAUGAAGAAGGUAUUGAAGGUAAUUCGUCGGCGACGUCGGCAAGUGAAAGUGAAGUUAGUGAAAAAUCUGAUGUAUAUAUGCAAGAUGAACAUGAUGCAAAUGUUUCCACUCAAGCUGUUGCAUCUAAAAACACUACCGCGGCUAAUAAUGCGCAAUCACAAUCUGAUACUGUUCCUCCAUCACGCAAGAGACAGCUGCAAAUGAAAUUUCUUUCGAAAGGGAUUAUGCAGAAAAAUUCCAAAGCAAUCGAUAGAGCAUUAGUAGAAAUGAUAUGUUUGGAUUUUCAACCUCUGCAAAUAAUUGAGAAUACAGGAUUUCAAAAUUAUACUUAUAAAUUAAAUCCACAUUACGUACUUCCGUUGAGAAAGACUCUGUCGGAAAAACUUCUUACCGAACAUUAUUCGCUUGCUCGUGCAGCGACUUUAGAAAAGUUGCAGAAGGUACAGUAUUUAUCAGUCACUACUGAUAUAUGGUCGUCAGACAGUAACAAAAGCUUUUUAACGUUGACUGUCCAUUUUAUAUACAAAACAAAAUUAAUUGCUUUGACUUUGUCAACAGCUGAGAUGUCAAGUAAUCAUACUGCAGAACAUAUAGCUAUGACUAUUAGAGACAUCUUGGAGAAUCAACGGAAGAUUUACGAUAAAGUGAUAACUAUAGUCACUGAUAAUGCAGCUAAUGUAAAAAAAGCAGUCUCCGAAUAUUUGAACAAGCGUAAUCAUUUUUGCGUAGCUCAUACCUUAAAUUUAGCAGUCCAAGAUUGUUUAAAGGAAAAUGAACAUCUAUCAAAAUUAGUUGAGAAGUGUCGAACAAUCGUAUCUCAUUUCAAACGAAGCAAUCAAACUGCAUAUAAGCUUCGCGAAAUACAGCAGCAAAUAAAUUUGGAGCCAUUAAAAUUAAAACAAGAUGUGCAAACGAGGUGA
Messenger RNA from Cyphomyrmex costatus, 1086 nucleotides. Its product is annotated as zinc finger BED domain-containing protein 1-like. The coding region runs from base 1 to 1086 and encodes 361 amino acids. The record is from RefSeq and is a predicted model, not a curated record. Lineage: Eukaryota; Metazoa; Arthropoda; Insecta; Hymenoptera; Formicidae. The transcript has a single exon.